AUGGGGCUCGCUAUGUGCGACCUCACCCAGUUCGCUUCGUGCGACUCUGAAUUAACUGGUCUAUCUUCAGAUAUCGACGAGUGGGUGACUAGCGAGCGACUUGCAGGGUACGAGUACGAGGGAGAACGAAAGUGUGGAGGGAAGGGAAUAGAGGGUGGACAGCUUGCAAGCAAAUCCACAGGAACGCCAAACCGGAUAAACGAAAAACGGUUGAAGCGUUACAGGGAGUAUCGAGGGGGAACGGAAGCGUGGUGGGAAGGAAAUCGUGGGUGGGUGGUAAGUACCGUCUUCAAGAACCGUUAG
Molecule: messenger RNA, 303 nt
Organism: Marasmius oreades (fairy-ring Marasmius)
Lineage: Eukaryota; Fungi; Basidiomycota; Agaricomycetes; Agaricales; Marasmiaceae
Exons: 3
Coding region: 1-303 (100 amino acids)
Source: RefSeq, a predicted model, not a curated record